Pyricularia grisea is the source of this 2335-nucleotide messenger RNA. RefSeq lists its product as uncharacterized. Bases 98 to 1273 code for a protein of 391 amino acids. The record is from RefSeq and is a predicted model, not a curated record. NCBI's taxonomy places the organism in Eukaryota, Fungi, Ascomycota, Sordariomycetes, Magnaporthales, Pyriculariaceae. The transcript has 5 exons.
GAUACCAGUAUCUCUCUUGAGCUAUAUAUCUGUGCUUUAUGUCAAGCAGGACGGGUUUUUAACAAGAAAGAGGACCUCAUUUAUCAUGUGCUAAAACAUGGAUUCCCACUAUACUUCUGUGAGAAGUCAGGGUGCAACCGAGCAUUCCAUCGGACUGAUUUACUUGCCAGGCAUCGACACUCCAGGAGCUGUUCGGGAUAUUGCAGACAGACAUGACAAUCUUCAUUUCGCAUCUUCGGGUUCUCCCUACACCGAGAAUUUUUGGAUCAGGUUUAUGCUCGGUGCAACAGAGGCCGUCUGUUCCAACUCAUUCGACUCGUUUAACCUACCAUGGAGUGCCGUGGACCCAAUGAGCCCCGAAUUUCUACUAUCUGAUGUACAUUCCAGCCCCGACUCUCGGCUUGGUUCUUUGCGCUCCAGUCACUUGGAUCAUGACAGUACGUCAGGUCACCUGGAAAAUACAACCGAUCUGAACCCUCCUCUCAAACAGCUGUUGGAGAUGAGCGAUACAAAUUCCACCGAUGGAGCAUUGCAUCUGCCAUCAGUUUGGAAUGACUGGGACUUUGAGAGCACUUUUGUCUCGGCUCAAACAUUUGCCAAUUGUGCAAACACGCUACCUCCACCAUACCAAACCGUCGAAAUGACCGAUGCGAGUCGCGUCGGUGACUGCUUGCCCACGGCGCCUGCCUACAACACCCUGCCACAUAAGUCUGCCUCAGACAUUAGGGUUGAGGAAGUGUUGGUACCGGACCAGAUCAGCAUAGACCAGCCUGGUAAACACGGAGCUGGAGACGACCCUUCACACUCUGCGAAGCGUAUCAAAAUUGAAAAACAAUCACCCGGAGAAAGAAUAGCGUGCCCAUAUUUCAAGCGGUUUCAUGAGUCAUUUGGCUCCCGCAGAACCUGCCUUGGUCCAGGAUUUGACGGUAUGAACCGGUUAAAGGAGCAUCUGCAUCGCAAGCAUCUUAAAAAGUUCGCGUGCGACAGAUGCGGAAAGAACCUCGGGAAUAAUAAACGUCUCGACGAUCAUAUGCGAGCCCUGGAGCCUUGCUUUGCCGUGGUUGUUCAGCCAGAUCAAGGCUUCAUGUCGCAUCCGCAGUGGAAUGAGAUCCAGGCAAAUACGCGCAAGCAUGGCGUAGAGGUUGAAGACAAGUGGAGGCAGAUCUAUCUUGUUUUGUUUCCGGAUGCUAAUCCGUCAGCGAUACCAGGGCCUUUCUUUGAUGGUUUUGCAGCUUCACAGGAUAGGAAGCAUCGGGUCACAGAAAAUAGUUGAUCAUUAAAGUUAGCUUUUGAUAAGGUAUCAACUGGGCGGCUUUUGAGAGACCCUUGUCAUGAAACUAUACUAGUCGGCAACAAAAGAAGUCGGACUUGCUAGGUUCAAAAACACAACCGUAUAUGCAGCCAGAACGCCAUCGCUUCUUCAAAAAUAAUCAUCACGUCUACAUCCAGGCCACAAGACUCCCAAACGCAACCGCAACCACCAUGGACACGGCUGCAAUGGGAGUGCCUCGAGCAGCAGCCCCACCAGCAGGCGCCGACGUCGCAGCCGUCUGACCGGCGUUGGUAGCGCUACCUCCAGUGGUCGCAGCAGUUGUGGCGACACUGUUGGCAGCACUGGUCUGCGUCGUCGUGGCCGGCGAGCUAGUCCACCACGUGCUCAGCUUGCCAUUCUCUCGACAAGACUCGUACGCCGACAUGCGCGACUUUGACGACGCGAUCUGCGACGUAUCCGUCAGCAAGAUCGGCUGGUUCAGCCAAUCUGAGCAGAGCUUGUAGGCGCUCGACGCCUGACGGUCCUUGGAGAUGUAGUCCGAGAAGGUGUCCUGGUAGCUGGCGAGCGCCGUCAGCACCGACUCUGGCAUGUCCGGGUCUCCAAACGACAUGCACACGUCGGUCAUGCGGGCUGAAAUCGAACUGCGGUACUCUUGCACGGGGGUCGGGAACGGCGGUGCGGAGGUGAGCACGGCAGACCAUAGCGAAGGGCAUGCGGUUGUGGCCUGGUCCGUUUGGCGAGGUUGAAGGUUGGCUCCUGCUGCGAGGACCGGGAGGGUGAUGGCUGCGAUGGUGGAUGUCUUCAUUUUGAGGUGUUUGUGUGUUCUUCCCGAGUUUUUUUUUAUGAGUUAAAUGAGUGACUGGCGGGCUAAACGAGUGGUCCCGCUUCAAAAAGGCACAGAUAGGGCUGACACCGUGAUGGCCAUCUUGAUGCGAGGGGAUGGUCUUGGCCUGGUUAAGUAGAACAUGUGUGCCCAGCAAAUGCUUGUUCCGUCUAGGCUAUACGGGCUGACCAAACAUCAAUCUUAAUGGGCGGGUCGGGAUCCGUUAUUCCUGCAUUAAC